Aspergillus terreus NIH2624 is the source of this 1734-nucleotide messenger RNA. RefSeq lists its product as uncharacterized. The record is from RefSeq and is a predicted model, not a curated record. The transcript is spliced from 5 exons. Lineage: Eukaryota; Fungi; Ascomycota; Eurotiomycetes; Eurotiales; Aspergillaceae. Bases 1 to 1734 code for a protein of 577 amino acids.
AUGGUGGGCCUCGUGCGGUCAUGGCUGGUUUCAAGCCUUUUACUUUCGCUACUCGCUCAACAAGGUCUUUCUACGUUUGUCUUCCGGGAUAUUGAGCCACCUCAGCUAGCACCCAAGCGCCUGGCCGUUAGAGGGACCGAGAAUCACAACGCAUCCUACUACUCAGGCCUCGAUCCUCAGAGACAGGAUUCUUUCUAUUGGGGCGGCAGCAAAGAUGGCCAUGAAGCUAUGGCAAAUUUUACCGUUGAUACCGCCGAGGACAAAACCAGCAUUGUUUCGAUCGAGAAGUUCCGCAGGAUGCUCAGCUCAGUCCACUGUACGAACAGCAGCUUGAGCAUGGGAUUCAAGGACCACGCAUCGUUUGCAUAUGUGAGGCGUAAGUGGCAGUGGGUCAAUGAUGCCGAUGAACGUACAUUCAUCAUGGUCGCCGGUACGGGCGACUGUGCUUGGAACACCCAUCGUCUCCCCUUCAACGUUUCCGAGAUUGUCUUCGACGACCGUGCACAUGCUGCCCGACUCCACGGGAGACCGACAGAAUGGAAACAUGCCGUCAAGAACUAUGAGCUCACCGUCGGAUACAUUCCCGGGUCUCGCUCCGUGUCGAGAAAGCGAGACUUCGAUAAGGAUCUUAGCGUCGACUUCACUCAUUCUUUGCCAAUGAGCUCCAUGGAAUUCGAUACCCCCGUGGAUGAUCUUAAGAUCACAUACUCUUGCGACGAGUGUGGCACGAAAGGCUCUUUCGAAUUCGGCUUCCAUAUCAAAACCUCAUGGGGUAUUCCUCAAGAAGCAUCGUUCUCACUGGCUCCAAAUGAUGUUUCUGCAUCCUUCAUCCCCAAGCUCGGUCUGAGUGGAAAUUUUACCGAUACAUAUGAGAAGAAGAUCCCUCUUGGUUCGAUUCCCAUCGGAGGUAUCAGUAUUCCUGGUGGGAUCCUCGAUGUUGGGCCGGAGAUCGCCUUCGAGCUAGUGGGCAGCAUUGGUCCAGUGUCUGGUUCCACCUCGGUCUCGUCCGGUGUUACUGUCAGCCUCUCAAGCUCGGCGGAGCUUGAGAUUGAUUUGACCUCUCCGGAUGUGUCAGCCUCUGGAUGGACCCCAGAGGUCAAAGUCGAGCCCUUGACGAUCGAAGCUAAGAUUGAAGCUAGCUUGGAGUUGGCUCUCACUGCUGGCCUUCAGCUCACAGCUGAGGCACUUGGACAAGGAUUCGAGGCCGGAGUUGAGCUUAAGCCCUACUAUGGCGCCACUUUGUCGGUUUCUGAGAAAUCCGAGGGCGGUGUCUGUGAGGACGAUUCAGAGCAUCAUUCCAUGGGUGUAUCUGUGGAACCUAAAGCUGGUGUUAGCCUUGAUGCCGAGAUUUCAAAGGCGGAUGGCGGAGACACACUCGCAGAGGUGAACAUUGCGUCAAUCACUUUACCCAUGGAUAAUGCAUGCUAUGGAUUUGGCCCUACUGGUAGCGGAACAGCCAGCAGCAGUGCUUCCCCGACACCAUCCUCCAGCAAGAUUCCCAGCAGCAGUGCACGGCCGACACCGUCACCAUCGUCGAGCAGAGUUGCUAGCAGCAGCUCUGUUAUCCCAACAUCAUCAUACCCUUCAUCGACAGCCUAUGAGUCCACUUCCGCUCCUUAUACUACGACGACUACCUAUUCGUCGUCGUCUACGUCUGCCACGCCGAGCUCGUCAUCUGUUGCUGCUUCUUUGCAUCUCCACGGCCAUCACAGAAGACAUCAUGGGUGGCAUUAG